Molecule: messenger RNA, 1311 nt
Organism: Lagopus muta (rock ptarmigan)
Lineage: Eukaryota; Metazoa; Chordata; Aves; Galliformes; Phasianidae
Product: protein mono-ADP-ribosyltransferase PARP14-like
Exons: 7
Coding region: 430-1128 (232 amino acids)
Biological process (GO): negative regulation of gene expression
Cellular component (GO): nucleus; cytoplasm
Molecular function (GO): NAD+ poly-ADP-ribosyltransferase activity; transcription corepressor activity
Source: RefSeq, a predicted model, not a curated record
AGGCGUCUCUAAAGGUGCUGGGAAAGAGGUUGAAAACGAGUGUGCUGAACUAGCCUUGCAGCCUAAUGCUGGCUAUAUAACCACCAAAGCAGGAAGCUUGCCAUGCCAAAAAUAAUCCAUUUUGUCGCCCAAGAUGAUAUGAAAGUGCCAGUCUCCAAAGUGCUUCAGGAAUGUGAAUUACAGCAGUACGCCUCUGUUACCAUCCCAGCAGUUGGAGCAGGUCAGGCAGGCUGUUUUCCGGACAUAGUCGCUGACGAGAUGAUGGAUGCAGAAACUGACUGCAAGGAGGAACUCUACUCCAUCUGUGAAAACUAUUAAAUCUGUCAUUUUUCAGUCGUAUCUGCUGACUGUGUUCCAUACAAGCUUGAAAAAAAGAGAAAAUCCUGGUAAAGAAGAUUCAAAGAAGAUUCCUACGUGUCCUUUGACAGUAUGACAAAUACGUGCGUGGAAAGUGCUUUUAUAAGAAAGCAGAAAGCUGUCUCACUCGUCAUUCACAAGACAAAGUACCUGGCGAAUAUAGAAGGUGGAUAUGCUACAGAUGGGGAUGGACAACGUAUGGUGCUUACACGUACUGAUAAAUCUGCAGAUCAGGAAUCAACAGCACUGCCCGAAAAAUGGGACGACAUGCAAAAUCAGCAGCUCAAAAUAGCGGAAUUGAAACCAGAAGCAAAAGACUACAAGCAAGUGAAGGAAAGGUUUCUGAAGACCGCUCCAUCACUGAAUCUGAAAAUUGAAAAGAUUGAAAGGGCCCAGAACCCAUCUUUGUGGAAAGUCUACAGAAUAAAAAAGUGUCAGAUGGACGACAAAAACAGCGACAACAGCAAUGAGAAGUUUCCGUCCCGUGGGGCAAGCGCAGCGUCGUUAACCUUCAUUAGCAACUGUGGAUUUAACCGCAGCUAUGCUGGAAUGCACGCUGCACCGUAUGAAAAUGGAACUUGGCUGUUCACGCCAGCUAUUCUGCUAAUGACCUCUACUCAAAACCAGAUGCAAACGUGGAGCGGGUUCACCUGCAAACAACCGGAAGAGCGGAGAUGCAGACCUUCUGGACACAAGUUCUCAUGUAACACUCAUUCAGACAGCCCGGUUCAAACGCAGUUCCCGACUUCUGCCAGCAGCUCGCGCCGUUGAUCUUCCUCGCACCCAGGAACACAAGGCUUCCGACAGAAACCUCCCCGGAGCUGCACCAGAGCUGGUGUGACAAACAGGAGGGACAGCACAAAGGCCGUAAAGGAAAAAAUGUUUUGAAAUAUAUUCCACGGUAGACUACAAAGCAACUUGUUAUUGGCACACCCCGGGCUCGUGGCGAGGCUU